AUGAUCACCUAUGACAAGUAUAACACAUUCGUGAUGAACCCGCUUUUCGACAGCGGUCUAGUGCUAACGGAUGACGAGGAGAACAGCUAUUUCAUUGCUGGACACCCGACACGAACGUUUCGGACUGCCUCAAAAGCAUCUGUGGGUUCAGACGACUGGAGCAGAAAUUAUCCGAUGCAUCGAGCUGCAUACGUUGGAGAUGCGGCUGCAAUCGAGUCCCUACUGGCGUUAGGUGUCGAUGCGAAGGAAUCAGAUCGAGACUCAUGGACUCCGCUGCAUUAUGCUGCCUUUUACGAGCGACUGGAUGCUGCGAGAGCGCUUCUGAACAGUGGAAACGCCAAUGUGAGAUGUUUGAAGAGCUUGAAAACAAUGAGCAUUGCAACGUAUUAA
Messenger RNA from Cooperia oncophora, 390 nucleotides. The record is from the annotation of a GenBank genome assembly. Lineage: Eukaryota; Metazoa; Nematoda; Chromadorea; Rhabditida; Trichostrongylidae.